AUGCAGCAGCAGUAUCGCGCGUUUGCGCAACAACAGCAGUUGCCGCCACGGCAAGCGCAACCACAGCAGCAGCAGCAGCAGCAACAGCAGCAGCGCCGCGGUGGCAUCGGUCCAAUGAUGUCUGCAGGCCCUCAUCCUCAGGUGCCGCUUACGCAAGCGCAAUUGCAGCAGCAACAGCAACAGGCCUCUCAGGCCAACGACAUGGCGAAGCGUCGAAGCAAGAAACCGACCGACAAAACACUGCCAGACGGAGUCGCGGACUGCAUUAUCGAUCCAGAGCCAGUUCAGCGAUACAAAGACUUGCGAAACGUGGAACGACGCCUGGAUGCGACAAUGACACGCAAGAGGAUGGACGUCAUGGACUCCGUCAGCCGUCCCACCAAGUCCACCAAAACCAUGCGUAUUUGGAUCAGCAAUACGGUCGAGGGCCAGGUCUGGCAGGGGAAUGGGCUGAACGUGGAUGCAUUUGACUUCUCCCCAAACAUGGACGCAACCUACCGAGUCAAGAUUGAGGGGCGGUUGCUGGACGACGACGAAGACGCACAUGAUGGAGAGACGGAUGGGCAAGGGAAGGACGCCGAUGGUAACAAAAUGGACGAGGAUGGCCCUGCGGCGCAGAAAAAGACACCCACCAAGCCCAAGCCACGAUUUUCCCAUUUCUUCAAAGCGAUGAAUAUCGAAUUCGACCCGUCGCGCUACAGGAACAGCAACGAACAGAGCAUUGAAUGGAAGAAGCCCGACCCGCCGGCUCCCCGCAACCAGCAUCCCGUCGCGCUGCCAGCGGCGGCCGAUUUUGACGACAUUUCGUUCAAGCGAAGCGGAGACGAGAAUGUCAACAUCACAAUCAGCCUACAGCGACAUGAGACUCCCGAGCGGUACAAGUUGAAACCAGAGCUAGCUGAGGUACUAGACAUGACGGAGGCGACGCAGCACGAGGCUGUCAUGGGUCUCUGGGAAUACAUCAGGAUGGCCCGCUUGCAAGAUGACGACGAGAAGCGCAACUUUCGUUGCGACGAUUUGCUUAGAAAGGUCGUCGGUCGGGAUACCGGGCAUGUUCCCCUGUUGGCUGAGUACAUUGUGCCACACCUCCUCCCCCUUCCACCGAUCCAGCUUGAGUACACAAUUCGCGUGGAUGAAGAAUUCCACAAAGAUCCCAAACCAACUGUCUACGACAUUCCAAUCACCGUCGAAGACCCUCUGCGGGCUGUGUUGCAGCCCUUCCUCACCAACCCUCAGUAUGCCACCAUGCUGAAAGAUGUGAACGGACUGGACGAUCAGCUAGCGCGGCUGGUACAGGCCGUUUCGGUGUCCAAGGCCAAACACACUUUCUUCACCUCGCUGAGCGAAGAUCCCGCCAACUUCAUCAUCAACUGGAUGAGCUCGCAGAAGCGCGACCUGGACAUCGUCAUGGGCGAGACCAGCAAAGGAGGAGGCGACAGGAUCCACAGCGAUGAAUGGAGGCGAGGCGGAAACAACAGUGUCUGGACCACCCAGAACGCUCGGGAGAGCGUCAACGUACUGCUGUCUAAGCAACCACGGGUGUAA
Molecule: messenger RNA, 1545 nt
Organism: Emericellopsis cladophorae
Lineage: Eukaryota; Fungi; Ascomycota; Sordariomycetes; Hypocreales; Bionectriaceae
Product: SWI/SNF and RSC complexes subunit-like protein
Exons: 3
Coding region: 1-1545 (514 amino acids)
Biological process (GO): regulation of transcription by RNA polymerase II
Cellular component (GO): SWI/SNF complex; nucleus
Source: RefSeq, a predicted model, not a curated record